This is a messenger RNA of Galdieria sulphuraria, 2621 nucleotides long. RefSeq names its product AAA-type ATPase. Lineage: Eukaryota; Rhodophyta; Bangiophyceae; Galdieriales; Galdieriaceae. Gene Ontology annotation, cellular component: membrane; m-AAA complex. Gene Ontology annotation, biological process: protein-containing complex assembly; mitochondrial protein processing. The record is from RefSeq and is a predicted model, not a curated record. The transcript has a single exon. Bases 29 to 2575 code for a protein of 848 amino acids. Gene Ontology annotation, molecular function: ATP hydrolysis activity; zinc ion binding; ATP binding.
UUACAAUUGUAAGCGCUUUGGCGAUUUCAUGAAAAGUUUGUUGGGAAAUGUGGUGCUAAGAGUGUCGAGACUUUCACAAGUUACUCCAGUGCUCCAAAGACGAGGCUUGAUAUGUUUGUUAUCUCACAGUGCUACUUUCAAAGAAAGUUGGUAUAUCGAGCCCAAAUGCACUGGUCGAACUCACGGAUUCAUAACAGGAGCAACCAAAAAUGAAAAGGGACGCCUUGGCGUCUUCGUCGGAAGUUGUUACAAGUGUUCAUUCGAAAAAGUUAAACUGGGAAAUUUUCGUAUGCUUCAAAACUCAGUUGUUCAUUCUCGUGGAGGACUACUGUCGUUAGUCCAAACGAACAAGUCAGGUUGUACAACUUCAAGCAGACAAUUUUGCUCAGACGAGAAUACCAAACACAACAAGUCGAAAAAUGAAGAUAAGGGCAGAAAGUCGGAAGCAGAAAGCACAACGGAAACUGAGAAGGAUAGUGGAAGGACUGGUUUCGGAAGAUUUUAUCCCAAAUCCAGGAAACUCAAUGACAAGGAGAAUAAUGAACGGUCAUCUUCAGCCAGUGGAGAAGAAAAGUCUAAUGAGAAAGGCAGCCUAAAUAAUGUUCCAGGUGGAAGUCAGUAUCAGUUAUUUGCCCUGUUAAUUGGAGCUGGAUUGUUAUUGUCCAUGUUAUCGUCAAGUAACCAGGAUGGUGGAAGUCGUGCACCUGAGACAAGUUGGCAAGCCUUUCGCAGAGACAUUUUGCCAACAGGAAGAGUUUCGAAAAUUGUAGUUGUGAACAAAGAUGUAGCACGGGUUUAUGCUCGUAACGCAAAUUCCAAACUUGGUGAUCCGAACGUAGAAAUAUGCUAUUUUCGGAUAGGAGAUCUGGAAACUUUUGAAAAUAAGCUACAAGAUGCUCAAGAAGAGCUAGGCUUUAGUCCGAAGGAGAUAGUUCCUGUCGUAUAUUCUAAUGAAACUUCCUUAUUAAGCACUGUCAUCGCCUGGUCGCCUACUAUCUUACUAAUUCUUGUUUACCUAUACUUUUUACGAACAGGUGGUUUCGGUCCUAUGGCUGGUGGUAUUGGAGGUCCAGGUUCAAGAGGCUCUUCGUCUAGUGCAAGUCGAAACAUAUUUGGUGUCGGAAAGGCCAACGUUACUGUCAUGAACCGAGAUACGAAUAAAGUGAGCACAACCUUUAAAGAUGUUGCUGGACUGGAUGAAGCCAAGACCGAAGUGAUAGAGUUUGUUUAUUACUUGAAGAAUCCUGAACGUUACAAGGAAAUUGGCGCCAAGAUACCGAAAGGUGCACUGUUAUAUGGACCUCCUGGAACUGGCAAAACUCUUCUUGCAAAGGCAACUGCAGGAGAAUCUGGCGUUCCUUUCUUGACUAUGAGCGGCUCAGACUUUAUGGAGAUGUUUGUGGGUGUUGGUCCAAGUCGCGUCAGGGACCUUUUUGCACAAGCUCGCAAACUUGCUCCUUGUAUAAUUUUUAUUGAUGAAAUUGAUGCAAUUGGUAGAGCUCGAGGUAGAGGUGGACUUAUUGGCGGUAAUGAUGAAAGAGAAAAUACUUUAAAUCAGUUGUUAGUGGAAAUGGAUGGAUUUUCUCCAAAUAGUGGUGUUGUUGUGUUCGGAGGAACUAAUCGAGCAGAUAUUUUGGACAAUGCACUGCUUCGACCCGGUAGAUUUGACCGUCAAAUCUUGAUUGACGCUCCAGACAUACGUGGCCGCCAUGAUAUUUUCUUAGUGCAUCUUCGUCCUUUGAAAGUUAGUGAUCCCCCUGGAAUUGAAAAGGUAGCCCAGAGAUUGGCAGCAUUGACACCCGGUUUUGUUGGAGCGGAUAUUGCCAAUGUUUGUAAUGAAGGUGCUUUAGUGGCUGCACGUGAAAGUGUCAAUAAAAUCGAGUUGCGUCAUUUUGAAUCCGCCAUAGAUCGAGUAAUUGGCGGUCUUGAGAAGAGAAAUAUGGUUAUGUCUCCGGAGGAAAAGAAGACUGUUGCUUAUCAUGAAGCUGGCCAUGCAGUAGCUGGUUGGUUUUUUAGAUACGCUUUACCAUUAUUGAAGGUUUCGAUUGUACCUCGAGGUUCCUCGGCCCUGGGAUAUUCACAAUAUCAACCAAGAGAACAAUAUUUGUAUUCAAAAGAGCAACUGCUGGAUACUAUUUGUAUGACUUUAGGAGGGCGAGUCUCAGAAGAAAUUUUCUUUCAGAGACUUACCACUGGUGCUGCAGAUGAUUUUCAAAAAGUGACAAAACUUGCUUAUCAAGAAAUAAGUGUCUGGGGAAUGAAUGAUAAUGUCGGUCAUGUUUCGUUUCAGAAGAGUCCAAACGAAACUCGCUUUUAUAAACCUUAUAGCGACCGAACAGCAGCAAGUAUUGAUAGAGAAGUUCGCGAAUUGUUGUCCAAUGCUUAUCAAAGAACGUAUGCAUUGCUAUUGGAGAAGAAGGAAAGUAUUCAGCAAGUUGCAGAGCUGCUUUUAGAAAGGGAACAAAUUGGUUAUGAAGACCUUGUUCGUAUUUUGGGUAAGAGACCGUUUAAAGAAGUCCGUGAUUAUGAAGAAAUCCUUGAACAAUCUAAGAAAGAAAUCAGUUCUUCACAUUAGUUUGUAGUUGAUGGCUUUAAUGAUAUUGAAAAGUCGUCCCAUAAAC